AAUGCCUCAGCCCUGAUAACUUCAAUCGUGUGGAGUUUAUAUGAGAAGAAUCAAAAUAUUUAUAUUAUUUACGGAAAUAGAUGACUCGGGUGCUUUGUUGAAUUAGAUGUAUUGUAGUAGUCUGUAAGAACUUUGUAAUGAAGGAGUAAAAUAAACGUACUGACUUCGUACUGGUAUAUAUUUUAUGUCCAACGUAAUUUUAUACGUACCACAUAUUUCAAAAAUGAAUUUUAUUAAGUGGGUUACCGCCAGUACAUUUCAAAUUGUAUCAUGUCUUUUUCUGUUAUUAUAUUUCUUGGGAAUAUUAAACAUGAACUUCAGUGAUAAAAAUAAUUAUUGUGUCAUGACAUAUAUGUUUGAAUAUCCUCAAUUUGUGCGCAUAUCACUUGAUGAAAAUAAAAAUUUCCCUCAAUAUGGACUAUAUGCAUAUAGCGAAGGAAGGUUUACAGAAAAAGCGCGAAAGAUGUGGUUUGAUGGUAUACCAGUCCUUUUCUUACCUGGAAAUUCUGGGAGCCAUAUGCAAGCUCGAUCUUUAGCAUCUGUAGCAUUAAGAAAAGCGCUGUCCAAAGGAUAUGAAAAUCAUUUUGAUUACUUCACCAUUAGUUACAAUGAAGAGCUUUCCGGUCUAUAUGGAGGUGUACUACAGAGUCAAACUCAAUUUGCCGCAGCUUGUGUAUCAAAAAUACUCAGUUUAUAUAAAAAUCAUAAAUAUACUAAAUUAAUACCUUCUUCUGUAAUACUAAUUGGCCAUUCUAUGGGAGGGUUAAUUGCAAAGAGAUUAUUAACAUAUCCAAGUACUAUAAAUACAACAAAUAUUGCUAUAACAUUGGCUGCACCCUUGGAAGCACCUAUUGUAAAUUUUGACACUGCAAUGAAUGACUAUUACAAACUAAUAGAAUUGGAAUGGAAUGCAUAUGUGAAACCACAUAAAUAUGUAAGCGAGAAGAAGUUCCUUAUAAGCCUUGGAAGUGGUCCAAGGGAUCUGUUGGUGCCUGCUGGUUUGGCUUCAUCUAACAAUAGUUAUGUUAAUGCUGUGACCACAGCAAUUCCCGGAGUAUGGGUAUCUCCAGAUCACGUGAGCAUGGUGUGGUGCAAGCAGUUAGUGUUGACAAUAAACCGUUAUCUAUUUGAUAUCGUAGACCCAAGGACUGAUCAAAUCACUGAUAGCAGCGAACUUAUUAAAACGAAAUUACGCCAAUAUUUUCAGGCGAAUAGAUCAAUGACAUUGAAUACGAGAAUUUCGCGCGCAACCGUAAACAUGAAUGUUGAUGCUUUCUGGUACGAAGAUAAUAGGAGAGUGUAUCAGAUAUCGAGACCUGAGAUUGACAGAACAACAUAUUUGAUGAUACGACUAGUGACGUUACCACAAAAUCGAUACGUGGCAGUCGAAGCAGUGAACGUGGAUGAUAAAGAUUGGCUUUUCGGAUGCAACGCUAAGGAUGUUCAUAGCACGUAUAGGUAUUGUAAAACAGCGACAUCUCUAACUGAACUCAGUCGUUGGAGCGGCGCUGCAACCGACUUUGGUAGAAGAAAACUUGCAACAAUUAAUUUGCAUAAUGUACUUGAAGUACAUCCAGAAUGGACCCACGUGAUCGUCAAAGUAUCGCCUACUAGGAAACCGAUAACGCUAAACGUCGACAUAAAUGAUUACACAUCAAGACAGAUAAAUGUCAAUCUACCCUCAGUUUUAUCGUUCAGUAAACACGUGAUAAAAGAAGAAACAGAAGCUAAUGUUUUAUAUUAUGAGAUUAUAUUAAAGGACUUCAAUAUGAUACACCAAGCGUAUUUAUUGUAUGUAGAACCAACGGCUAGUUGUCAAGCGAGUCAAUACCAUGUGUCUGCGGAGGCUCAUGUUCCGUGGGCGAAGAAUCAUGAAUAUUAUCAUUAUUUCACCCAUUUAAAACGUUCACCAAUGAAAUUAAGGCUAUUCAAAAGCAAUCCGAAUAUUUCUUCUGAGUCUCCUACAUCGGAAGCUGUUAAAAUUACACUAUUGUUGGAUCCAAAGUGUACUUUCACAAUAAGCAUAUCAGCAUCAUGGUACUACAGAUUAGCGCAAUUGGCCCGUAACUACACGCCCGUACUAGUUCCCUAUGUAGCUGCUAUUAUACUAUUAGCAGCUAGAAGCAUUUUAUCCAACUUAAAGGAAAAGGGGUCUUGUAUUUCCAUACAUAGUGCGUUGAUGAGUGAAGGGGUAAAGCCAUAUUAUGCGCUGGUGUUCGCUAGAUUGGCUACUAUCGGAUUGAUGUCUGUGCCACUACUAUCAAUAAUUCUAGAGAACGCCAGUUGGAACAAUAUGGAGAUCCAGUACUUCACGCGAUCUCUCCUAGUGUUGCCAGCGUACAUGACAGCGCUCGGAAUAUUGAAUGUUGCCGCAGCUGCUACCGUGGCCGUUAUGGUAUUUUCAUCACAAUUGGCCCAUCGGUUGCUUUUUAAGAUAGUAUGGCGCGGUGGUAAUGGAUUGGCGGAAAAAAUGGCGUCAGGCUUACAAAAAGUGCCGCUAGUAGUAAGCGCAGCGUUAAUAUGCGCAGUGCCGUUGUCGUGCGGUGCGGCUGCGUUGGCUGCGGGCGCUGCGUUCUAUGCGUUUAUGCUGUCCAAAAUGUAUGAAGAAUAUCUCGAGGAUUAUGUUUACAAACUAAUGGCGAAAAUCGCAAGCAGGAUAUGUAGAAUCUUCAAAAAGAAACAAAAAGAUGAAGUCACAGAGAAAUCUACAGAGAAAAAAGAAGUUCAAUCUGAAACAGAAGAGAAACAAAAAGAAAUAGAUGAUGUUAAAAAAAGUUUACUUGAUAAAGAUGGUGACGUAAAUAAUGAUUCCUCAAUGGCAUUGGUUCAGAAAAUAGACGAAUGUAAAGAUAAUAAAAAUUCUAAAGAGGAAGUUAACAAAAAUUCUGACAUUAAUUCUGAUACAGAUGAUGAUCUCAAUAAUAUUAACUUCCACAUGAUGUUAUUUUUCCUUUGGAUGUGUGUGACUAUCGUGAAUAUACCAGCUUUGUUGACUUGGGCUAGGAAUUUUAAGUAUAGUAUGAUUUUAAAACCUGACACAUCUUACCAUACUGGUAUGAUUAUGUCAGCUUGUUCUGGCAUUAUUUGGCAGAUGGAUGGUCCUAGGAAAAACUUGAGGUACUAUGAUGCGGUCUGUUCCUUAUUAUUCACUAUGGCAGUAUUUAUUAUAGCUCUUGGACCAUUCUCAUUAAACAUUGUGAAUUAUGGAGUUGCUUUUAUGUUUGCUAUUAUCACCUUACAACAAUUAUGUGACCAUGAAGAAAGAGAUAAUGAAACUCGAGAGAAGAAAGAAAAAGAAGAAGAAAAAGAACUGAUUUCAGAAACAAAAGAAGUGGAUACUAAAGAAUCUGAAGCUGAGAUUACUAGUGAAAAUAAAAAUAAUAAAGAAAGCAGUACUUCUGAAGAAAAAUCUGAAAGUACUGCUGAAAAUGUAGGUGAUAAGGAAGCCGCGCCUGACAGUUGUGAUGUGUGCAGUGAAAAUAGAUUUUAUAGUAUGUUUACACGACUCAGAGAAAAACUCAGUUUUAGUAAUGAUUGAUAGGACUCACUUUAUCAGUUACCGGCCUGUACAUUUUUAAGGUAGCUAUGUAGUACUCCUGUGCUAUUUGUUUUUAUUGUUAAAAUAAGAAUUGGAGAGACCUUUGUCUUAAAGUAAAUAUUGAAUUAAAGUAAAAUGUUUUAUAGAACAGUAGGAGAUUAUUCAUCAAAGUAUACUUUUUGUUACUUGCAUUUGAAAAGAGAUCUUAUAUUUUUAUUUAAUGAUUAAGGAAUAUUUAGCAUAUUGAAUCAAAACCCUAUAUUAUGUUUAUUACUUAUAAUAAUAAAUGGACAUUGAGAUUUAAUGGAAAUUAUUAUGUUUCUCAAGAAAAUAAAAUAUUUUAUUACA
Messenger RNA from Colias croceus (clouded yellow), 3886 nucleotides. RefSeq names its product GPI inositol-deacylase (gene PGAP1). Gene Ontology annotation, cellular component: endoplasmic reticulum. The record is from RefSeq and is a predicted model, not a curated record. Gene Ontology annotation, biological process: endoplasmic reticulum to Golgi vesicle-mediated transport; GPI anchor metabolic process. Lineage: Eukaryota; Metazoa; Arthropoda; Insecta; Lepidoptera; Pieridae. Bases 185 to 3538 code for a protein of 1117 amino acids. The transcript is spliced from 17 exons. Gene Ontology annotation, molecular function: phosphatidylinositol deacylase activity.